AAGAAAAACACACUCGACUUGGUCGCCUAGCAGUCAGAGACCAAAGGUGGUCGUCAGAAAUCGUUUUCAGUCGGGAAAAGAAAAAGAAAAUCUUCGUUUUUCGGUCUCCUGUCGUGCGUGCCGACGUUCAGGAAGAUGUCGACUCGUUAUUAAUUCGACCUCAGUCCAGGGUUAACCAAAAAAGACCAUCUGUUCUGUCCUUGACGGGGGGGAAGCAACACAACCACCAUCGUAUUUUCAUUUUCUACCAAGGCUGUGACGAUGACUGAGUACAAAUUAGUGGUGGUUGGUGCUGGUGGUGUGGGCAAAAGCGCACUCACCAUUCAGCUGAUCCAGAACCACUUCGUUGAUGAGUAUGAUCCUACUAUUGAGGACUCGUAUAGGAAGCAGGUGGUGAUUGAUGGGGAGACAUGUUUGUUGGACAUCCUGGACACAGCUGGUCAGGAGGAGUACAGUGCCAUGAGGGACCAAUAUAUGAGGACAGGAGAAGGCUUCCUCUGUGUCUUUGCCAUCAACAACACAAAGUCUUUUGAAGAUAUCCAUCAGUACAGGGAACAGAUCAAAAGAGUGAAAGAUUCUGAUGACGUGCCCAUGGUGCUUGUGGGUAAUAAAUGUGACCUCCCAGCGCGUACAGUGGACACAAGGCAAGCCCAGGAACUGGCUCGAAGUUAUGGAAUCCCCUACAUUGAAACCUCUGCCAAGACAAGACAGGGAGUGGAGGAUGCUUUUUACACACUGGUCCGUGAAAUCAGGCAGCACAAAUUGAGAAAGCUGAAUCCGCCAGAUGACAACGGCCAAGACUGCAUGAAUUGCCGCUGUGUGGUGUCAUGACUAGGUAACUUGUGUCAGAUGGAACAGACUUUUGGAGCUAUGUUGCUCCAACACUGCGAUGCCUCCACAGAUGUCAGAGGUUGGGACAGACUAUGUAAAAGGAAACCUUUAACGUCGGCACAAGUGGAUUCAGAUUCCACAUCUGUCUGCUGAGGGAACAUCUCUGACUCUGGCCUCUACUGGAGCUAAAAGAAGAUUUACCUCACACACUAGUCUAAACACUGGGCUCGCUCGGACUGUGUUAAGGACUGCCACACACAAAAAAAUAUGUUAUCUACACUAAUACACUAUCUACUCUCAACUGGAAAUAAUAGCUGACGAAAUAACCUCGCAUAUCACCUCAUCAGCUUUGGACUUUUGACCAACGCAAAAAAGGAGAGUAGAAUUUCUACAUUAUAUGGGUUUGCAAACAUGAUAAUGCUUAGACUAGAUGUGAAAAAAUGACUUGUAUGCCAUUUGUGGAGAGGAGCAUAACUCAAUGUAAUGUACAUAUUUACUGACUUCUCUUACAAAGGAGGCUCUUCAUUGAUAUACUGCAAUUCUCAUAAGCUCCAGUGCAAUAGUUCGUAAUGUAUCACAAGGUACAGUGAUAAGGGAAAACACCUCUGGUAUAUCAUUGAUUUGCACAUGGCGUAGGGCUGUGUUUCAGCUGGGCACAUUGCAUAUGUGUUCCUUUUUUUUCCUCUUUAUCCCUGGGCCUCAACAGACGUCAAAGGAAAAAAAGCUAGUACAGUUCUAACUACAAACGUUUGACAAGGUUUGUCUGCUUUGUGAUAAAGUGUGGUUUUCUGGAACGUGGAAAUGUGGUGCCUGUAGAUUACUUUAUUUGACAGCAGGCAGGCUCUACCUGAAUUGCACAUAUUGCAACCUUAAAAGCCUAAAGCACUUGUAGUUCUGCUCAUCACUGUGCUUUAUUUCUGCUCAGGGCCUAGGGUUGAAACAUUGCGGUUUGGUUCGGAGUCUCUUGUGUUAUUGUGAAUCGGUUGACUUCAGGUGGUCAUAUUUUUUUUUCUCAUCCCAUCUGUCGUCCCACCAAAUCUCCUCCCUUACUCUUUUUCCGAUUAUCCGGAAAUGAGGAUGAAGUGUUAAGGGUUCAAGCGAGCGCUGGUGGGGUAUUGAAAUGGUGCAUCUCUUAUUUUUGUCCUCCUAUAACUGAAAACGAGAACUGACUGCUUAGUGACACAGCAGUAACUGUUAACACGCUCAUUAGCAACGUUGCCUUGAAAUUGCAGUAAUGAGUAGCAGUUAAUGCUUCUUCAGUCCUGAAUGCUUUUCUUACUUUUAAGUGGUUUACCAGUGAUAAAUGUCAUAAAUUACCAUAAAAUAGUCCCCCGUCUCCUGUCAUGGAUUGCUGCAAUUGCCAGCUUCUGGUGCAGCAACACAGGCCUUCUAACAGCAAAAGUGCUGCACGACCACACUUGCUGAAACGUAGCAAUAUGUGCGUUUGCCGUCUCUAUUAGUGAGCUUGGCUAGUGCUGAGUUUGUCGUUAUUAGUGCUGGGUAUCGAAAUUGAAUACUUUUACGCCCCCCACCCAGUUACUCCAAUACAAUGAGUUCCGAACAACUCCUUCAGUACCAAAUUCCAGUACCUUAGUAGUCAUUCUUUACAUCAAUGAGCCAAUAAGCACGCUCACUGAUGAUUCCGUUCUGUAUGCAUAUUCAUAACAUCAGUGCUUCUUGGUUAGUCUGCAGUGCUUAAAUAUACCCACUUCCAUCGUCUCACACUUAUUUCUGGUUGAAGCCACACCCUCUUUCAGUGGGCCUAUAUCUUGCAUUUUUCUUGUAUUUUACUUCUUACCUUGAGGUCAUCACUUAUCUUAUCAUGACCAUUUUCCAAUCUCUUGUUUUUUCUUACAAUUAAACAUGCUGUUUGUUGUUACUGUGCCUUUAAGACUUCUAUAUGUAAAUGAGCUCUCUUUUGAUUGGCUGCCCUGUAUUGUGGGUAGUUCAAAAAGGAGCCCGGACUGAAACACUAUAUAACUUAAGUGUGAGUGGGUGGGGCUAAACUGCUGUAGGCUGAACAGGCAGGUUCGUGUAUGUAUGUUCAUUUUCAUUAUAUCACAAAAUUAAUUCAAAACAGGCUGUUUUUGUAGUUUUGUUUCUAUAUUUUAACAAAUAUGACAAACUAGAUCAGGCUCUCUUGUUUAAAAAAAAAGCGAGGCACAUUUGGUGUUCUAUGACAUGGGCCCUUUAAAUUAAAUUAUAAGGAAUCAGAAUUGAAAUCAAGGUAUUGGAUUAAAAAAAAAUAUUGUUUUUGGGAAAAAGAUUGAAUCGAAUACCCAGCCCUAGUAAUUACACUGUGCGGCACAUAGUUAAUAUGUCUAUCUGACAGGUCCCCUGAUGUGAGUACGAGUUAGGCUAUGAGUUUUUAGUCUUUAAAAAAAUGUUACUUUUGGUCUUUCCAUGAUUCACAGUGUCCUUAACUAUCUCAUUGUUGAAUGUAACUCCAUGGUCUUAAAUGAUUAAUGCUAUGAAUGACUUGUGAUGAUACUUUGAUGGGAUUUGCUAAAGGCACUUGUGGGGGCAUUUAGCUUGGAAAAUGAAUGCGCUUUCUUACAGAUUCUUCUGUACCAAGACAUGAAUCACCACAUUUAGUUGUGAUUUAAAAACUAUUACUCUCUAGUUAUGGGGCGAUUUAUAAUUAAAGUGAUGUUAAAACUGCAAUAGAACUAAUUUUUGAACUUUCUGAAUGCAUUGGUGAAAAAGAGCUCCUUUGGUUCUCACUGGAAAUUCACAGCUUUGUAACAAGAAGCUUGCUGUCUAAUAUCAGAGACCGGUUUCUGUAAGACGUUUGCUGCUAAAUGAACUUGUUUGUUUGGUUAUGCCUUUAUUGUGGAAUCUCACAGCCAGUUGGUUCCUAAGAAGCAACACUGAGUCUGCUAUUUCAGCAAAAAAGCCUCAGAGAUAUGAAUUUAGAGGUUUGACCGAUCUCACUUUGUGUCUGUGUGUGCGCAGGUUAAUGUUUAGUUCUUUAACUGAUGUGUCAAACUUACAUUGUGCAGUACUGAUGGUGUGUUGAGAAAGACUGAUAAAAGUGUUUAAUAAUC
This is a messenger RNA of Colossoma macropomum (tambaqui), 3878 nucleotides long. It is a transcript of the gene hrasb, whose product is annotated as HRas proto-oncogene, GTPase b. Gene Ontology annotation, biological process: Ras protein signal transduction. The transcript is spliced from 6 exons. Gene Ontology annotation, molecular function: GTP binding; GDP binding; GTPase activity. The record is from RefSeq and is a predicted model, not a curated record. Bases 262 to 831 code for a protein of 189 amino acids. Lineage: Eukaryota; Metazoa; Chordata; Actinopteri; Characiformes; Serrasalmidae. Gene Ontology annotation, cellular component: plasma membrane.